CCGAUUAUUUCGACAUUUCGAAUGGUCCAGGCAGCUCACCCAUACCAUCUACAUCGUAUUGCUCCCAGGGGACUGAUAGAGCAAUCAUCUACACAUCAUGUCGACUUUUGGAGACCUUUUCCGCGUCCAUACUUAUGGUGAAAGUCAUUGCAAAUCGGUCGGAUGUAUCAUUGACGGAUGUCCACCUGGACUCAAGUUGACCGAGGAGGAUAUUCAAGUACAAUUGUCCAGGAGAAGACCAGGUCAGAGUGAUCUGACUACCGCGCGAUCCGAAUUCGACACUGUUCAUUUGCAAAGCGGUACAGAACACAACGUCACGCUCGGUACACCCAUCGGUCUUUUGGUGCAUAACAAAGAUCAAAGACCACACGAUUACGCCGAGACUGAUCUGUAUCCUCGACCGUCGCACGCUGAUUACACCUACCUUGCGAAGUACGGUAUCAAAGCGUCUUCAGGUGGAGGAAGAGCAUCUGCAAGAGAGACGAUUGGACGAGUGGCCGCUGGAGCCAUUGCUGAAAAAUAUCUCAAGGAAGCUGCCGGAGUGGAAAUUGUCGCUUUUGUCGCUAGCGUGGGCAAAGUGGAACUUCCAUUUGCCCAGGGAGAGGAUGAAGUUUUGGGAAAGGAAUUCGUAGAAUUGUUGAGAACCACAACGAGAGAACAGGUGGAUAAGGAGUUGACGAGAUGUCCUCAUCGCGAGACAAGUGACAAAAUUGCCGAUGCCAUCCGAUCAGCCAAAUCACGAGAAGACUCUUUGGGAGGGACGAUCAUCUGUGUGAUUCGAAACUGCCCUUUGGGUCUCGGUGAACCUGCCUUUGACAAACUCGAAGCUGUCCUGGCUCAUGCCAUGUUGAGUAUCCCUUCCACCAAAGCCUUUGAGAUCGGUUCAGGGUUCAGAGGUACACAAUUCCUCGGAAGUCAACAUAAUGACCCGUUUGUGGAUGGUGUAGAUGCACGGACGGGUCAAAAGAGAUUGAGGACGUCAACGAACUGGAGCGGAGGCUCACAAGGGGGCAUCUCGAAUGGAGAGGAUGUAUACUUCAGGGUCGGAUUCAAACCCCCAGCUACCAUUUCUCAACAACAGAACACUGCCAAAUACGAUGGAUCCACCGGUGUUCUCGAGACCAAAGGCCGACAUGAUCCAUGUGUCUUACCGAGAGCCAUCCCCAUCGUUGAGACGAUGGCUGCUUUGGUCAUCAUGGACAUGUUCCUCAAACAAAAUGCUCGAUCAUCCGCUGCUUCCUUGCUUGAACCUGUAGAUCACCUUCCUCCGUCCAUGAUCCUUCCUGGGAAAAACAAGGUCGUGGAGACUCAGUUGGUCGAGGACAAGGUUGUCCAGGAGUAGUCGUAUGUGCUAUGGGGUAAUCUUGCAAUUAUUAUAGAUGACGUUAGAAUGCGCAUGCCAUGCGUGCUUUUGAUGGACCGGUUCAGCUACUGAAAU
This is a messenger RNA of Kockovaella imperatae, 1438 nucleotides long. RefSeq names its product chorismate synthase. The record is from RefSeq and is a predicted model, not a curated record. NCBI's taxonomy places the organism in Eukaryota, Fungi, Basidiomycota, Tremellomycetes, Tremellales, Cuniculitremaceae. Gene Ontology annotation, biological process: aromatic amino acid biosynthetic process; chorismate biosynthetic process. Gene Ontology annotation, molecular function: FMN binding; chorismate synthase activity. The coding region runs from base 98 to 1342 and encodes 414 amino acids. Gene Ontology annotation, cellular component: cytosol. The transcript is spliced from 6 exons.